Talaromyces proteolyticus is the source of this 2436-nucleotide messenger RNA. RefSeq names its product putative Rho guanyl nucleotide exchange factor. Bases 1 to 2436 code for a protein of 811 amino acids. NCBI's taxonomy places the organism in Eukaryota, Fungi, Ascomycota, Eurotiomycetes, Eurotiales, Trichocomaceae. Gene Ontology annotation, molecular function: guanyl-nucleotide exchange factor activity. The transcript is spliced from 6 exons. The record is from RefSeq and is a predicted model, not a curated record.
AUGUCAGCGUCUGAGGAUCUCUCCCGUGUGAGCUUCGAGGACGAGCAGUUGCCUGGAUUCAAGGGAGACCAACACGAGCUUCUACGUGACGAUGAGUGUUUCCAAGACCAGAAAUCAUCCAAUUCGGUCGGACUGGUACCCGAUGCACAUGCUUCGUACCCAUGGACAAGAUGGGUAGAGAGUCUUCGGUCACGAAGAAAAGAAUACCAGCCUGCCACCCACGUCGAUGGAUGGUUCGAUGAGCCUCCGUUCAAUGAGAAGGUAAAAUAUCCACUGGCACCAUCCUCACCUGUGGGAGAGUCAGUGGAUCAAUUGUCUGUAUGCUCAUCGAUCCUGGGGAGAGUGAAAACAGCGAGUAUUAGCAUACCGACCUCUAGCGACUUGAGAUCCAUGACAAACACAAUCGCUAGCAGCAGUAUUAAGCCAUCACGGAAGUCUAUGGAUAGUACUAGAUCCGCUCUCUACGGUAUAAUGAAUCAUGCAAACAAAGCGAGGGCAGUCAAGAGGCGUCACGUAUUGCGGGAGAUUUACAGCUCCGAGGCAAAUUAUGUCCAUGGGCUACAAACACUGGUUCAGCUCCUCUCAGCGUAUCUCACCAUGCGACCUACCGUCCUUCGUGACUUGCGACGCUUAUACGAUAUGCACGAUGCUUUCAAGAAGAGAUUGGAAAUCGUCAGUCCACUGUCAACAGAAGCUUACAGGGUUAAUUUAGUCCAAAAAAGGACAGGGAUUGUUCAAAAAAUCCACAAUCGACCAGUCUUGAAGCGAAAUAUCAGACGACUCGUUGACGGACAGCUGAGAAAGGACACUGCAGAUCCAGCGGAAGCCUUGAUGGUAGCCAUGGAAAUUGACGAUUUGACUGCAGGUUUUGGUUUGUAUGAAAGUUUUAUAGACAACUUCGAUGUCCUCGUAGAAGACCUUUCCAUUCUUCGUCAAACUCGGCCAGCGGAUGGAUUCUGGGCAGAAGGUGUUGAAGCACUCUCAAAAUCGGUAGAUUCAACACAGAGACGCAAAGAAAAUGGCAAAAAUUCUCUGACAGUCGACGAUCUCAUUGCGAAGCCAGUUCAACGUGUUUGCAAGUAUCGACUGCUUCUGAGUGAACUUUUGAAAACACUCCCCGAGCCAGAUUAUCCAUCAGUGCACUCCAAGGUUAAAUGGGUUUUGGAUAGGAAUAUAGAAGCAGUGGAUACAAUCAACACCAUUGUUGGGAAUCCUUACCUUCGCAUGCGCAUUGAAAAGACAGUCUCCUUGCAUGAGCGUCUCGAAUAUGGUGACCAAACUAUCGUCGAGAACGUGUAUCAAGAUUUAGGACCGUUUAUUCUCUGUGGGGUUCUCCACGUAGCUUAUAGUUCUCUAGGAGGCGUAGAUGGACAAUAUUUGGUUUGCAUAUUAUUCUCGAGCUAUAUUGUGCUAGCAAAGCCGGCACAUGAUUCUCGCAAACUGAUUCUCGUUGCAUCUAUUUAUCUCACAGACAUGACAGUUGACACGUUGAUGAACGGGCAGGGCGUUGCUUGUUUCGAUACUCCAUUUUCUUGGAAAGUUGUCUUUCAGUAUAACAAGAACCGUUAUGAGCUCAUUCUCAGUGCCUCUUCAGCUAGUGAAGAACGGAACUGGAAAACGGAAAUAUUGAAAGCAUCGGCCAUAUCACCAGAAGAAAUACCGACCUUAUCAUUAGAACCUCGACGGUUCUCCCUCUUAUCCAUUCCUUUGCAGACAUUGGAAAGCGACGGUCGAUCAUUACUACUCUCUCGAACAGCCUCUUUGAGAUCACUGUCCUCGCAUUCGUUUCUCCGGGCUGAACAGCCUCAGGUCAUCAUCAAGAAAACUUACAAUCCUGUGUACGACAGUGAGGUCCGACUGUUACAGGAUUCUGAAUUGACGCGCUCUCGGUCGGUUGCCAAAACAAACAUUGGUGAACCUACGAUUCUAGCGCCUUUGCGAUGGAGCCGAGUAAAAUUGGAACGAAGCAUUGCAGAUAUUUUCAGUCAUGAAAUCCUUCCGUAUCCAGGGAUGACCCUAGGCCGAACCGAUUAUCUCCAGACUCAAACGAUGAUGCGCAAGUCGAUUAUACGGGGUCUUUCUUUACGCGGUGUUUUUAGUAAUCGACGCUCCGCUUCUCUCGGAAAAGCUACUUCUUUAUCUGUGGACAGUGGUUGGGAAAUAAUGGAAGAUGAAAAGGAAAUGGACACCGCAAAUUCAUCCAAUGACGCAGACAUGGAAGCGAAGUCUGAAAGUAUUCCCCUAGCACGAACACAGAGCAUGCAAGACCCACGUCCCAAGGCCAGACAAAGCCUAGCCCGGGCAACGUCAGAUAAUCUCAGCACCAAACUUAGUGACACAAAGUCAAAGAGUCAGGCGCGGUCCCUGUGGAAACGAUGGCCGUCUUCGCUUUCUGUGUUUGGCCUGUUCAGCAAUAGGAGCUCUGGCACCGAAUAA